CGAUCAUUCUCGCCUCUCGCAGAGGUUUGCUUUUCUUUUUUCCCCUCGAUCACUCGCUUGUCUCUCUCCAAAUUAACCGUCAUGACCGUCGUGUCUUCGCCCUGAAGUCCCGCGUUGCUUGACGUAGCGCAAUGAAUCGGCGAAGCCCGCUACUGACACACGCUCCCGUUACUUCCUGACCCUCGUCGAGGAUGGAGAGCGCCCUUUCUGCGCAGACGUCUGGAACGACUUGGUUCUAUUGAAUUCGGCGAUUUCCUUACUCUUGCGGGUCCGUCAGCAAUGACAAAAGGCUGCUAUACCUGCCGUCGCCGGCGCAUCAUCUGUGACAACGGGCUCCCGACCUGUCGGAAAUGUCGGGAUGCAGGCAAAGAGUGUCUCGGUUAUCAGAAGCCCUUGGUUUGGGUCAAGGGUGGUGUUGCCAGCCGGGGGAAGAUGAUGGGCCGGAGCUUCGAUGAUAUAGAGACCAACCCCGGUGUGAAGGACACGGCCUCCAACACCACGAUGGGCUCCUCGCAGGGCAGCAGCAAAGAUAGCCUUGCUCCGACUACUGAGAUCAUUCUCACCGCGGCAAGCCGAGACAGUCUCACACCAGGGGUGCCUCGGAAUGCUGGCUCUUGUCUGCUUCCGACUACGGCUUUUCUCGAUGAAUCUUCCGGCUUCUUCGACUCUGAAGAAGUGGCUGUUGAGCUCCCCGAUAUUCCUUCGGCCUAUCAUCAGCCGAACUAUACACCUGCGCCGAGAAGCUUGAUCGAUCCUCUGUUCAAGGAUUUCAGUCCACUUUCCAGGUUCUAUCUCUCCCAUUACAGCCAAUCUGUUGUGGGCAUUUUCGCUCUUUAUCCCAACGUGAAGAACCCGUAUCUCGAUCUGAUCACUUUAAUAGGCGAAUCCCCCGUGCUGGCAUACUCCCUGACAGCCACGGGAGCCGUGCACUAUGCGCUUGUCGCAAAUGGAGACCUGCCCUCUUUGCCGUGGACACCCUCGAACAAUCCCAGCCCGGCUGGAAGAUCGCUGCUCCAGUCUGAUUUCGACAGUGUCGUGGCAAACGUCAUAUCUCGGAAGCCCGUUUCGCAGGUCUAUGAACAUUUCUUGAGUCUCAAGCACCGUGCUCUUCGCCAGCUGUCUCAGGAUCUCCGCGAUCCUCUACUACAAAAUGAUGACCGAACCGUAGCAGCGAUUCUUGUCCUUGCUGUCCUGGAUGCCUUUGAAUCCGGCAGCGGCGCCUGGAAAUGUCACCUGGAAGGGGCGAAAAAGUUGCUCAAAAAUAGACAGCAGAUAGGACACCACCGGAGCUUAAUUGAUGGAUUAGACACCUUCGUCACAGACGGCUGUCUGCUCCUCGAGAUUAUGGGAUCCACCCUUGCCCGACCUGGAGCUCUUUCAAAACCCUUCUAUUCCGCGUCGACCGGGCCGAUGCUGCGACGCCUCGAAGAGACCUCCUGGGUCGGAUGUCCGGCCUAUCUACUCGAAGUGAUCUUUUUCGUCCACACGCAGUGGUACUCAGACUCGGAAGACAGCCUGCACGUACGGCCAACGUUUGUGUUUUCCUCGUCGUUCGCGCCCGCCGGAGCCGCGUCUCUCAAGUCGCCCAGAGCCCUUCUGGACCAUAUCAAAGCCUUCGAGCCCAUCCCCUGGGCCGAGGGCAUGCAGCAUUGCCUCUACCUGGCCGACCUGUCGCCACGCAUCGCCCUGGCAGCCGCCUACAAGGCCGCCGUAUACCUGUACGUCAGCCGGGUCUUCACCAGCGCCUACUGCGGCAUCGGCUUCGCCCUGCCCGCCGACCACGCCCUGAUUGCCAACGAACUCGUCUACCACCUCACCGCCAUCGGCGAAACGGACCCGCACUUCAAGGGCCUCAUCUGGCCCACCUUCAUCGCGGGCGCAGAGUGCCGCCACCCAUCCCACCGCGCCAUCGUCCUCCAACGCCUCAACGCCCUCUACCGCGCCAUGAGCAGCGUCAACGUCAACAACGCCGCCUGGGUCCUCAGCAUCAUGUGGCAAAAACAGGAUUCCCAGCGCCACCACCACCUACCCGCUUCUCCUGACUCGCCCGUUUCCACCAUCAGCUCUUCCUCCACCUCCGCCUUCUUGGAUGACUUCAACUGGAUCCAGGAAUUGGGCGAUUCCCGCAUCGAUUGGCUGUUUAUAUAAGCUUUCAACAACUUCCCCUUUCUCUUCUCAAUUUCAGCCCUUAAUAUAUAUAUAUGUUUGUUUAUUUAUUUACAUGUGUGUGUUUGUAUUUCGGUCGGCGUUGGAUCUCUUAUGGAUAGACGAUUUAUGAUACCUAAGGUCAGGACCAAUAAUUAGCUAAAAAGUACAUUUUGAAUGGAAAGCUCCGAGAGA
Penicilliopsis zonata CBS 506.65 is the source of this 2340-nucleotide messenger RNA. RefSeq lists its product as hypothetical. The transcript has 3 exons. The coding region runs from base 280 to 2148 and encodes 622 amino acids. The record is from RefSeq and is a predicted model, not a curated record. NCBI's taxonomy places the organism in Eukaryota, Fungi, Ascomycota, Eurotiomycetes, Eurotiales, Aspergillaceae. Gene Ontology annotation, biological process: regulation of DNA-templated transcription. Gene Ontology annotation, molecular function: DNA-binding transcription factor activity, RNA polymerase II-specific; zinc ion binding.